AUGUCAGCAUUUCAAAAAAUCCCUCCAGAGGUCCUAACCAAGAUUGUUGAGAUUCUUCGCGAAAGCUAUUCGCCCUUCAAACUUGAUAAGAGUGUAUAUAGCCUUGCAGUAACAUGCAGACGUCUUUACAUAAUAUGCGAACCCCUUCUCUACUCCCGAUUCAGCAACAAAAGCAAAUUCAAAUCCAUUCGCAAACUGAGCAGAUUUAUUCGAAUGCUCAUAUUGCGACCAGAUCGGUGGUCUGAUUUCAAAUUUAUUUCGAUAAGGUGGGGUUACGGAAUCUCUCGUCUUUCCUUGAGUAGAGAUCAACACAUGGAGCUCGCGGAUGUUCCAUUCUUGAAAACUGCAAUAGAUGGGCUGCCAGACGAGCUUCUCAAGUUACAAAACCGAACAAAUGGCAAUACUGGAGGAGUAGAGACAUAUGUGGCAGAUCUCAUAAAAACGUUCAAACGACUAUUAGACGUGAAAUUUGCUCUGACUUACCCUGAGUUAAUGAUAUCCAUACUCACUAUCCUGAGCCCCUACAUAAGAAAGCUCCAGGUUAAGAUGAAUUCUUCAGAUGCAAAUGCUCCAAAUCGUCAUUGGCGGGCGCAAAUCUUCAGAGUGGUAAGCCCUCUCAAAUUUAUCAAACUUGAAGAACUCCACUACGUUGCUGUAACUUUCCGCGAAUCAGAUCCGAGAAGAGUCAUCUACACAAGCAUGAAUGCACAACUGCUCGAUAGCUUUAUGAAAAUACCUGCCCUCAAGAAAUUGAAGGUCGAUGGCUUUGCAUUCCAAUCAGAGUCGCUCUCUCGUGAGGUCACGAACCUGGGAUCAUGCGAGGCAGAAUCUCUAGAUCUCAUGUAUAAUUUCGAAGUCAAUUUCAUGAAUUGGACAAUGUUUUUUUCCAUAUUCUUAAAGCUAAAGCAUUUCUCAUACGAUGGAAAUUCGAAAGACAUGUUCCGCGACGGAAGGCGUGUUGAUUAUUUCGUCGUUCCUGGAUUUCUUCGCAGACUUAUGAGAGGCAUCUCUGUGCAUGGCGAUAGCUUGGAGUCUCUAUCUUUGAUGGGGAUCCGCAGGUCAGUCUCUGAAGAUACGCACAUCGAGUUAUUGAAUACUACUGUCUUUACAAAAUUCUCCUGUUUAAAACACUUGAAGAUGCAGCUGGAUCUGUUGAUAGGUUUUGAGGGCUGCUCGGAGGGUUCCCUUUUACACGAAUUUCUGCCAAACUCUUUAGAGACUCUGGAAUUGUGGUCUCAAGAUAGACUUGAGUGCGGGACUCUCACCGGGAACUUAUUAGGGCUGAAGAGACAUAAAGAAUCCGAUCCAAGUUUUGCGUUGAGAGAGGUCAAGUUUGUAUAUGUGAUCGAGAUCUUUCAGGUUGAGGAGACUUGGAAAAUUGAGAUGAUCAAGAACUUUGGGGAGAAUGGGAUUCAUUUGGUGUUUGUUGGUCUGCCAAUUGAAGAUGCUUGGUGGGUCCAUCAAUUCUAA
Botrytis deweyae is the source of this 1470-nucleotide messenger RNA. RefSeq lists its product as uncharacterized. The record is from RefSeq and is a predicted model, not a curated record. Bases 1 to 1470 code for a protein of 489 amino acids. The transcript has a single exon. NCBI's taxonomy places the organism in Eukaryota, Fungi, Ascomycota, Leotiomycetes, Helotiales, Sclerotiniaceae.